AUGGAGGUGGAGAUGCAGCUGGACGACGACCUCUUCUUCGCGGAGCUCAGCAAGCGGAUUUCCCUCCUCAUCACCGACGACGACGAGGCCGACUUCGCCGCCUCGCAGUUCCCCGCCGCCGUCCACCUCCCGCCGGGUUUCUCCAUGUCCAUGGCGCCCCAUGUGCCGUCGAUGUUGGCGCCACCGGCCUACACGCUGUUACACCACGCCGCCAGCUACGGCGCCAACCACAGCGCCGGCGACGCCGGGAGAACGUGGCAGCAGCAGCAGCAUCAGCAACCUCAGCAGCAACAACAACAACAGUGCGGCAGCAAGGGCACCGGCGUCUUCAUCCCCCGGUCCACGCCCGGCUCCGCGCACCCCAAGAGGAAGGGCCGGAACUGGAGCGGCUCCAAGGCCGCCGCCCACAAGGCCAAGGCCCAGGCCCAGGCCGACGCCGGCGUCGCCGCGGGCGCGCCCACCAAAAAGCGCGCCUGA
Molecule: messenger RNA, 477 nt
Organism: Triticum turgidum subsp. durum (durum wheat)
Lineage: Eukaryota; Viridiplantae; Streptophyta; Magnoliopsida; Poales; Poaceae
Source: the annotation of a GenBank genome assembly